This is a messenger RNA of Malassezia globosa CBS 7966, 780 nucleotides long. RefSeq lists its product as uncharacterized. The annotation marks the transcript as partial. Gene Ontology annotation, molecular function: oxidoreductase activity, acting on NAD(P)H. The record is from RefSeq and is a predicted model, not a curated record. NCBI's taxonomy places the organism in Eukaryota, Fungi, Basidiomycota, Malasseziomycetes, Malasseziales, Malasseziaceae. The transcript has a single exon.
AUGCCUGGAAUGGAAGCAAUGAUUGUGGAUGGCAAGUCAGCUGCAUCUGUGAAACAUGUUGAGGCACCAAAACUUCGACCACGCUCUAUCCUCGUUAGGGUUCAUUGCAAUGCCCUCAACCCCACAGAUUGGAAGCAUUUGGACUACUUUGGCAAGGAGGGCGCGACUCUUGGUUUCGACUUCAUGGGCACUGUGAUUGAGAAAGCCCCCGACGCUGGUACGAGUGUAAAGGUUGGAGACCGCGUUGCUGGCUUCUUGCACGGUGGUUGGGAUGCUGGCGUUGGUGCGUUUGCGCAGUACGUUGCGACGAUGCCUGAGUACGUUGUGGCUGUCCCAGACUCGAUGUCGGAUGAGGAGGCAUCUGGUCUCUGUGUAGCUGGCAUAACAGCUCUUUUUGGACUGUUUCAGAACAAGCAACUCGGCUUGCCAGAGCCAAGUGGAACCGAGCUCCCGCCGGUGGAUCCGAAGCUGAAGGUGCUUGUGUGGUCGGGUGCCUCGUCGGUAGGCCAGUUUGUGAUUCAGAUGGCCCGUGCUAUUGGUGCCUAUGUGAUUGUGACAGCGUCGGCGAAGCAUCUCGAUUGGCUGAAGUCGCUUGGUGCGUCGGAGCUGUAUGAGUACUCGAACAGCGAGACGCCGAAGCGCAUUGCCGAGGCGCACCCAGAUCUCAAGUAUGCGUUUGACACAUACUCGAUGAAUGGGUCGCAAGCUGCAUGCGCCGCUUCGAUGAGCAAGACGGAGGCUGGUAAGAUUGUGUCGCUUCUUCCAUUUGACCAUGGCACU